AUGACGAGUUCCAAUCAUCCAUCUCCUCACAAAUCUCUAAGCUUCAAGACCAAAAAGGUGAAAGUCUUGACAGUCAAACCCGAAAUUUUUGAGAAACAAGUCAAUGAGUUGUUAUCUGAGAAAGCUGCUAUGAAAAGCUACAUCGUAGACGUCACCGGCAUGCUUUCAGAUAUCAUUGAGAAUCAUGACUCAAUAAUUAUGAUUAUGGUAAAGAUGCCUCUUGCUGAGAAACUAAGGCCCAUCUUCGCCAUGCUUCAUCGACUGGAAGGUGUUCUGGAAUCUAGCUCCAUUCUGAAACAAGGGGGAGAAGGUGUGCCACUAUCCAAGAAGGAAGACCCCAAACCUUCAGCCAAGCACACUGUCAAAAGUAAAUCUGAGCCUAAAGGAAAAAGAAAAACUUUUCAGUGA
Lactuca saligna is the source of this 408-nucleotide messenger RNA. NCBI's taxonomy places the organism in Eukaryota, Viridiplantae, Streptophyta, Magnoliopsida, Asterales, Asteraceae. The record is from the annotation of a GenBank genome assembly.